AUGUUUUACUUCAAAAUAUGGAAAGCUCUCAGUGAGGAGUUCCAUGUUGUGUGCAUUGAUCUUUUAGGAUUUGGAAGGUCUUCCAGACCUAAGUUCACGUGUAAAACCUCUGAAGAAGCUGAAGACUUCUUCGUUUUGUCCAUUGAGAAAUGGAGAGAACAAAUGCAGCUUGAUUCAUUCAGCAUUUGUUGUCACAGCUUCGGAGGAUACGUAAUGGGGAGAUAUGCUCUGAGGUUUAGCGAACAUAUCAAAAAACUGAUAUUCUUAUCAUCAUUAGGAGUUGAUUAUGUGCCUGAAGAUAUUGAUAAAGGUUUAGAUGAAUUUUAUAAAACUCUAAGUUCCCGUCAAAGAAGAAUGUUUAGACUGCAAAAAUAAAUUACCAAAAUUUCUCAUAACUAUUGCUCCAUUUACCCCAUUAAGAAUCCUUGAAAGAAUAUCAGGUAGAUUUUUAAAAAGAGGGAUGAGGUGAAGAAUGGGGAGACUAUCUCGAGAGGAAUUUCAGGCAAUCUUACAUCCACCUUUAUCAAGUGACUCUAAAGCCUGCCAGUCUGAGAAGGCUAUCCAUGUAUUGUUCACCAGGAACUUCAUCCCCAAACACCCUCUCAUCGAAGCCAUCGACGCACCUGAUGGCUUCAAAGCCAGAGGCAUCGGCACAUGUUUUAUCUACUGCUACUCCUACUGGCUGGAUAUGAACAUGAACGGGCCCAAGGUCAGCAAAACUCUUGGAAAUGAAGGCCAUAGAGUUUAUGUAAUCUCAGAAUCUGAUAACCACAUUUAUUUCGAUAACCCUGAGGAAUUGGUGAAUAUCAUGAUGAGUGAACUAGGGGAGAUUAUUUCCAAAUGUAACAAAAGACUUUAA
Messenger RNA from Moneuplotes crassus, 859 nucleotides. The record is from the annotation of a GenBank genome assembly. Lineage: Eukaryota; Ciliophora; Spirotrichea; Euplotida; Euplotidae.